Messenger RNA from Myxocyprinus asiaticus (Chinese sucker), 3013 nucleotides. RefSeq names its product actin-binding LIM protein 1-like. The record is from RefSeq and is a predicted model, not a curated record. The coding region runs from base 387 to 2600 and encodes 737 amino acids. Gene Ontology annotation, cellular component: stress fiber; actin cytoskeleton. Gene Ontology annotation, molecular function: actin filament binding. Gene Ontology annotation, biological process: lamellipodium assembly; cilium assembly. The transcript is spliced from 26 exons. Lineage: Eukaryota; Metazoa; Chordata; Actinopteri; Cypriniformes; Catostomidae.
AUUUCAGAAGAGCGAGGGCAGAGUCCACAAUCAUAUACACACACACACACACACACACACACACACACACACACACACACUAUGCAUGUGUAUGAGGAGAGGGGGGGGGCUGCUCGAGAAAAGAAUACCAAGCUAGCAUUUGCAAAGCGGCUGCUUAGUUAAAGAGUGCAAGCUCUCACUGUCUGUUCUUCUGCUGUCAGAUUGUCUUUCCUCUGUUGUUGCCUUGCUCUCUCGCUCUUUCUCUCUCUCUUGCGUCGUCUCCUCCUCACGUUUGGAUUCAGUGGAGGAAUAAAGCAAGAGAACCCAGGGAAGAAGGCAGGCAGGAAGAAGCAGCUCUCUCCCACUGAUCCUCCUCUCCAGAGCCCCAGCAGAACACUGAGGAGCCAAUGGUCAUGGUGAAGGAGAAAGUGGCUCAUCCUCAGGAACCCCACCAUCCACAAGGAAAACUGGUCAUCCAGUGUUACAAGUGUGGGGAGCCAUGCAAGGGAGAGGUUCUCCGGGUGCAAUCCAAGCACUUCCAUAUAAAAUGUUUCACAUGCAAAGUGUGCGGUUGUGACCUGGCCCAAGGUGGGUUCUUCAUGAAGAACGGGGAGUACUUGUGCACAUUGGACUACCAAAGGCUUCAUGGCACUCGGUGUAAUGGCUGUGGAAACUUUGUGGAGGGGGAGGUGGUCACUGCUCUAGGGAAGACCUACCACCCCUCAUGCUUCGUUUGCACCAUCUGCAAACGGCCGUUUCCUGCUGGUGAUCGAGUCACUUUUAAUGGAAAAGACUGUCUCUGCCAACACUGCAUCCAGCCAACUUCCCCAACCCCUAAAGACAUAAGCUCCUCUAGCAACUGUGCAGGUUGUGGCAGGGAUAUAAAGAACGGUCAGGCUCUUCUGGCCUUGGACAGUCAGUGGCAUCUCGGCUGCUUCAAGUGUAAAUCCUGUGGCAAAGUGCUGAGUGGGGAGUACAUCAGCAAGGAUGGUGCUCCUUACUGUGAGAAAGACUACCAGAUCCAUUUUGGCGUCCAGUGUGAGGCCUGCCAUCAGUUUAUCACGGGGAAAGUUUUGGAGGCAGGAGAUAAGCACUACCAUCCCAGCUGUGCAAGAUGCAGCAGGUGCAAUCAAAUGUUCACAGAGGGAGAAGAAAUGUAUUUGCAGGGUUCUACAGUGUGGCAUCCAGACUGUAAGAACAGCAGUAGAGUGGAAGAGAAGUACAGAGCAGCUUGGCAGCAUCCUAAAGGAAAACCCAGUCCGUUUGAUAUCUUUUACCCUCAGUCACAGACACAGAGCCGGGGCCCAGGUGGCUCUCGGCUGGGCUCGCGUCCCCUGGGCAGUCGUGAGCCCCUCCUACCCACAGUUACAGCUCUGCACCAAUCAGAAAGGCAGCCCACGAGGUCAUCGUCCGAGAGUAUCUGUUCGAGACCUGGCUCGAGCAUCGCUGGGUCUCCAGGUCACACAAUCUAUGCAAAAGUAGACAAUGAGAUUAUUGAUUACAAGGAUCUAGCAGCCAUCCCCAGAGUCAAGGCUAUUUAUGACAUAGAGCGUCCAGACAUGAUUUCCUAUGAGUCUCUCCAUUCCACCUCCUCUACCCUGGACAAACAAGGAAGGCACAGCCCAGGAGAGCCUGUUAGAGCCUCAGGUGGGAGUCCCUCCAGAGGCAGAGCCACAACCCUGCCACAAGACCCUUCCUCAAUGUCAACAGAAAUAUCUCCAAGGACGCUGUCUCCCACCCCUUCUGCUGAGGGUUGUUGUGAAAUGAGGGAACGCAUCAUACAGAGAUCAACCAGUCAGGGCUCUAUUGGCUCUCCGGUCUAUCACCGCCAUAACUACAUACCUCCUCUAUCCAAGUCACCCCAGCAUUUCCACAGACCAGGAAUGCUGAAGCUCUGCUCUUCUUUGCGCUCCAGCAACAGCGAUACACGCCCUACCUCCCCCUUCAGACAUCACUUCCUCCCCAAUAACAGAGAUUCUUUCUACAUAGGCACUGAGCCGUCCAGUGGCCGGAGUUCUCCCCUUUCCUCUCGGCCGGACACCCCGACCCUCUCUCUGACCCCUAAACAUUUCCACAUCCCAGACCAAGGCAUUAACAUGUAUAGAAAACCACCAAUCUACAAACAGCAUGCUGCCUUGGCAGCCCAAAGCAAGUCUGCUGAUGGCAUCAUCAAAUCUUCCAAGUUCCCUGCUGCCCACGCCCCUCGCCCGGAUGAAACCCCAAAGAUUGAGACAGACUACUGGCCUUGUCCUCCGUCCCUCGCUGCUUUAGGCUCAGAUGGAAGGAGUCGUUCACGGGACGAGGAAGAGGAGGAGCAAAUGAAACGCAGACAUCUUCAGGAAGAACAUCUCAGCAAGAUCCAGUCAGGUCUUGGGAAGCUUAUUCUGAAAGAGGAGAUGGAGAAGGACAUGAACAGAGAGAGAUACACACGCAGUGUUGCCGCCCAGCGCUUUGACUCCCAAUAUGCUAACUGUACCAUAGACUCCCAAACGUCCAAAACCUCUUCUCUGCCGGGAUACGGACGAAAUGGCCUGCAUCGGCCCCAGUCAACAGAACUCUCUCAGUAUAACAGUUAUGGGGAUGUAUGUGGAGGCCAGAGAGAUUUCAAGGUAUGUGACUGACACGCAUUAGACACUGAGCAUGUGCAUCAGCAAUCAUGCACAUAUGGAAGUGAAACCAUGCUACAUUACAUGUAAUUGGAAUGGCACUCAUGCCCUCAUUGCUAUGCUUGUGUCUGAGUUUGAGCUACUGUAUGUGGAAAGACAAGAGCACAGUCAAGGGUUUUCAAAAUGCUCCCCCACCCUUCAGUACUGAGGCUACAGAACACAGCACAUGAAUAGCUGCGUUUCCAACCUGGCUAGAUCCACCUCCCUCGAGAGUACUUGAUACAGCACAAUGUUAGGAAUUAGAUCCAGACUGUUUCCCAAGGUUCUGAAUUCUUCAAAAAAGUUUUUGUUUUCUUUUAUCAUUUGCAUCACGUGUAUGUGUUCUGUUCUAUAGCCCACCCAAGAUGCCCAAGAUUCCAUUACAAGAA